Messenger RNA from Colletotrichum destructivum, 897 nucleotides. Its product is annotated as Putative UDP-glucose/GDP-mannose dehydrogenase, NAD(P)-binding domain superfamily. Lineage: Eukaryota; Fungi; Ascomycota; Sordariomycetes; Glomerellales; Glomerellaceae. The transcript has 2 exons. The record is from RefSeq and is a predicted model, not a curated record. Gene Ontology annotation, biological process: polysaccharide biosynthetic process. The coding region runs from base 1 to 897 and encodes 298 amino acids. Gene Ontology annotation, molecular function: oxidoreductase activity, acting on the CH-OH group of donors, NAD or NADP as acceptor; oxidoreductase activity, acting on the CH-CH group of donors, NAD or NADP as acceptor; NAD binding.
AUGGCUCGCAUCGUCGUCAUCGGCUCUGGGGUUGUCGGCCAAGCAACCGGUAAGGGCUUCGCGGAAAAGGGGCACGCAGUUCGCUUCGUCGACAUCGAUUCUGCCACGAUCGAGAAGCUCUGUAGCGCCGGUCUGGUGGCCAUGACGGUGUCCGAGGUCGACUGGGACGACGUCGACAUCGUGAUGUUGGCCGUCCUGACGCCGACAGUUGACGGCCGCGUCGUGCUCGAUUACAUCGAAACCGCCGCGCUCGACGUCGGCCGUGGCCUCGCGACAACAGACAAUUUCGUGACGGUGGUGGUGCGCAGCACCGUUCCCCCGACGACGACGGAGAAGCACAUCGCGCCCAUCCUCGAGCGCGCCUCCGGCAAGCAGCUCGGCCAGGGGUUCGGCCUGGCAAUGAACCCCGAGUUCCUGCGCGCCGCCAGCAACGAGCAAGAUUUCGCGCGGCCGUGGAUCACCGUCGUCGGCGCCAACGACGCGCGCACGGCGGCGACGAUGGACGAGCUGUACCGGCCGUUCGGCGCCGCGGUCGUCCACUGCACGCCGACCGAGGCCGAGAUGAUCAAGUACGUCAACAACGUCUACAACGCGGUCAAGAUCAGCUACUUCAACGAGGUGCACGCCAUCUGCGCCAAGGUCGGCCUCGACGGCCACCUCGUCGGCGCCGCCGACACGGAGGCGUUUCUGCAGUUCGCGCGCGGGCUGGGCGUGGGCCACCUGAUGCUCGAGUCGACGAUCGAGGUCAACCGCCGGCUCAAGUCGAGCGUCCCGGCCGUGCCGUCGCCCGACAAGAUCGACGCCGUGCUCGACGCGGUCCGCCGGCGCGGUGGCGCGCUCGAGGAGCCGGAGAAGCUGCUGUUAGCAGUGGGCAAGUCGACACCGACUAUUCUGUGA